AUGAGGUCUCAGGUGAUUGGAUUGCUCGUCGGACUGGUUCUGGGUCUGGCUUGGGGCCGACCGCAGGGCCCCUUCGAUAAUUUGGCGCUGGGCGCCAUGAACGUGGCCGCCAAUAUAGCCGAGGCCGUGCAGGGAGGAGCUGCCAUCAAUCGGGAUUUGAACUUCGAUAAUCCCUUAAUGACCGUGCACUCGAAGACGGCCGUGGGCUUUGGGGAUGCCAUGCGGCAGCCUUCAGGCGGCGACUCCUCCGAGUCCGAAGAGCGAAGGAGACGGAGGAAAAGACGCAGCUUACGCCGGACCAAGCGGAUCAAACGCGCGCCCUGUCACUGGAAAAUGUCAAUGACCACCGAAGCUGCCGGCGACGAUGAGGUGGAGGCGCGCAAGAAGCGGGCCCGCAAGCGAGCCGCCAACAACGCCUCCAGAUCUCGCAUUACUCUCAAGAAGAUCACUAAGAAGAGCAGCAAGAAGAAGCUCCUUCGAAGGAGACGACAAAUGCCCUCGGAGGGAGCUGGUGGCGGACAGCAGCAGGCAGCGGCGACCCUCGGCGACCGCCUCAAAGUCAUGUGGCUCUCCCUUGUGGACAACGUAACGGAUGUGGUGCAGCAGAUGCGUCAAAAGAUAUCCAGUGCGGUAGGAGCAGCCAGUGCCGGUGGCAACUAGGUGGGAACCCCACCGAAAGUGUUUUUUUUCGUCUUGCAUAUAAGUAUAAUAAAAGUAAAUGGAAACCAGA
Messenger RNA from Drosophila persimilis, 730 nucleotides. RefSeq lists its product as uncharacterized. Bases 1 to 660 code for a protein of 219 amino acids. Lineage: Eukaryota; Metazoa; Arthropoda; Insecta; Diptera; Drosophilidae. The transcript has a single exon. The record is from RefSeq and is a predicted model, not a curated record.